GGCCACCCGAAUCCACCUUCUCAGGUAUCAGUUUCCUAAGGAAAGGAAUUCCCUAGCAAGGCCUCCCAGUUCCCCACCCCUCAGGGCGCCCCGGGUGAUAUGGAGACAUGCCCCCAGACUCCCACGCCCUUCCAGACUUCUCUUUCCCGCCAUAAGUUGCCAAGGAGGCUCUUCUAAACCUGAGACGCCCCCACUCUUCCACCAGGUCCCUAAAGAAUCAACACCCUAGACCAGGCACGGCCAGGCUGGUGGGAAGUCCCCCCACCUCCCUUCGUCCCCGUUACUGUGGGGACUCCCUAGCAACAGAACUCAGAAUCCUGGGGCCUUGUGGGCAGGUGGGUGGGGCUGGUUGCUGGGGGGAUGUCCUGUGAGGCCUCUUCCCACAGUGGCCCCAGGGGUCUGGGGAGGUGACAUGUUGGGCUCUGGGAUCCCAGCGCUGGGCCUGCUCCUAUUGCUGCAGGGCUGGGCAGACGGAAGUGGAAUCCAGGGAUUCUUCUACCCAUGGAGCUGUGAGGGUGACAUAUGGGAUCGGGAGAGCUGUGGGGGCCAGGCGGCCAUCGAUAGCCCCAACCUCUGCCUGCGCCUCCGGUGCUGCUACCGCGAUGGGGUCUGCUACCACCAGCGUCCAGACGAAAACAUGCGGAGGAAGCACAUGUACACGCUGGUCUGGACGUGCAGCGCCCUCCUCCUCCUGAGCUGCAGCAUCUGCUUGUUCUGGUGGGCCAAGCGCCGGGACGUGCUGCAUAUGCCCGGUUUCCUGGCGGGUCCGUGUGACAUGUCCAAGUCCGUCUCGCUGCUCUCCAAGCACCGAGGGACCAAGAAGACGCCGUCCGUGGGCAGCGUGCCAGUCGCCCUGUCCAAAGAGUCCAAGGAUGUGGAGGGGGGCACUGAGGGGGAAGGGACGGAGGAGGGUGAGGAGACGGAGGACGAGGAAGAGGAGGAUUAGGGGAGUCCCCGGGGGAAUGCUCAAUACAGAUAUGGUGGACAGAUGCAUGUUCUCUUCUCUGAGAGGCGUGGGGAGCAGGGGGCACGGUGCACACAGAGGC
Symphalangus syndactylus (siamang) is the source of this 1046-nucleotide messenger RNA. It is a transcript of the gene TMEM190, whose product is annotated as transmembrane protein 190. Gene Ontology annotation, cellular component: inner acrosomal membrane. NCBI's taxonomy places the organism in Eukaryota, Metazoa, Chordata, Mammalia, Primates, Hylobatidae. The record is from RefSeq and is a predicted model, not a curated record. Gene Ontology annotation, biological process: hematopoietic progenitor cell differentiation.